AUGAACGUCUUUCUGCUUAUCUGUGUCAUUCCACUAAUUUAUGAUAGAUUCAUAAGAUUUUUUAGCACCAAUAUAUUAAUAUAUUUCAUGUAUAGUAGAUGUUCCUUAUACGGAUACAGGAAUCGCUUUGCAUCCUACAAUUUUAAAGAUUAUAAUUUAAAGAGAUGCCCUUCACAAGUUAAUUUAUCAUUUCUCUCAACUAUUAAAUCAAUUAUUUCACCCAAAUCAGAUCAUAAAAUAACAACAACAACCAGUGUUUGCGGAAAGCCAGGAUAUAAUAAAAUAUUAGAAUCAAUAAUAUGGCCGAUUUUUAAUAAUAAAUGGAUUAGUAGUUUUAGAACACUUGAUGCUUCAUUAGAUUCUCAAGAAUAUAAAAUAAAUAAUACUUCACAAAUGCAAGGUAAUAAUUACGCAAUAGCCAGAGUCCCAGAGGAGGGAGAAAAGCUGUACCUAACUCUGUUUUGGAAAGACAGAAAACUAAAAAUGGAACGAGAUAAAUCUGAAACAAUUGGAGUUACAUUAGCAAGAAUGAAGAGGAAUUUAUCAAAGUCAGGAAAUGGAAAAAAUACGACACAGGUAGAAGAACUUGGAGAGUAUUCUGUGUCAUUUCUAACCAACCUUUUCAAAACAUUUGACGAGAGUUCAAAUUGCAAAGAAACGAUACUCAAAUCCUCAUUCAUAUCAAUCAAUGAUAAUUUACUAAAGUUGUUCACAAACGUGCCCCAGCUGGAUAAGGUGAAGCUGUUACACACAUGUAUGGUAGACUGCCCAGUCCCACUGACAAUAAAAGACGAAGAAGAAAAUAAUUAUUCACACGUAUAUGUAGAAUGGCUAGAUUCAGAAGGAAACCUCCUGAGCAACGAUUUGCAAUAUGUACCAAGGUUAUCAGAUUUAGGUAAAACCAUUAAGGCAAGAGUGACAAAUUCACUUAUGAAAUAUGAUAUAUUCGAGUCAAAUUUAUCAAGAGUUGAUUUAUCACCAAAUUGCCCAUGGCAAUUUGAAAGAAUAUCAAAAUUCAAUUCUCAUCCAAAAAACCAAGUUUCUAACCCAUUGCAGGACCAGAAUUACGAUACCAGAGUUGUUAGUUUCAACAUUCUAUCACCGACAUACUUAACGUCGUCAGACCCAUCAUCCACAUUCUUCCCAUAUUGCCCCGGUGAAUACUUAGAUUAUAAUUACAGAAAUCAGCUAAUUGGGCGAGAAAUAAACUACCUGGACCCCGACAUCCUGUGCCUCCAGGAGUGUUCACGUAAAGUAUAUAACGAUUAUUUAAAGUUCCUCUUUGAUACAAAGUAUCAUUCGUGGCUUACAGUCAAGGGUGGAAACGCAGGAGAAGGAUGCGCCAUUUUCGCAAAGAGGAGCCAGUUCACUCCCCUUGAACUUCAUGACAUGUACUUUAAAGAUAUUGUAAAAUCAGAUGAAUAUAAGCCAAUCACAGAUAAAUUGUGCACAAAAUGGCUCUUAUACAGCGAAAACUACUUUGACAAGUAUCACACAGUGUUCCAAUUUGGAUGUUAUCGUAAUAAAAGGAAUAAUAAAUAUCUUUUCGUGGCAAAUACACAUUUAUACUUUCAUCCAAUGGCAGGACAUAUAAGACUUUUACAGACCUAUGUAAUGCUUAAUGAGUUAGAAAAGUUUAAAAUCAAAGCAGCAGAUAAACAUGGGUUCGAUGUUAAUAGUGAUUCAUACACACUGAUGUGUGGAGAUUUCAACUCAUUCCCCAAUGAGUCUAUAUAUAACCUAAUUGUUACAGGACAUGUUUCCUACAAUCAUCCAGAUUGGUCUUUAGGAGAAAGAUUUGUAUAUGACAAGAGCUUUUUGGUGUCUGAUGGCUUUGAAAGGUUCACUGAACCACUUGAAGUUUAUGAAAAUAAUCUUAACAAAGAUGAAAUCUUGCAAGUUCCAAACUUUCAAGGUUAUUCUGAUUCAUAUGACCAGAAUCAAUUGCCAUUCACCAACUAUUGCCAAGUAUUCAACGGAACACUGGACUUUAUUUUUCACUCAAAUAAUGUCAAGGUAAAGAGGAAUAUGCCAGGAAUCAAAGCAGAAGAAGCAUCAGAAUACAUUGGAUUACCAUCAAAACUUUAUCCGUCAGAUCACCUGUCAAUCGCUGCUGAUUUUUAA
Messenger RNA from Theileria annulata, 2124 nucleotides. RefSeq lists its product as uncharacterized. The record is from RefSeq and is a predicted model, not a curated record. Gene Ontology annotation, cellular component: mitochondrion. Gene Ontology annotation, molecular function: 3'-5'-RNA exonuclease activity. The transcript is spliced from 5 exons. The coding region runs from base 1 to 2124 and encodes 707 amino acids. Lineage: Eukaryota; Apicomplexa; Aconoidasida; Piroplasmida; Theileriidae. Gene Ontology annotation, biological process: nuclear-transcribed mRNA catabolic process, deadenylation-dependent decay.